CAAAACACGGGGAGAGAGAUAGUCUUCCUCUUCCUCCUCCUCCUCCAGCUAGGGUUUCGAUUCCCAAUCGGUUCCUCCCUCCUCCUCCUCCUCCUCCUCCCCCCCAUUCGGCCCUCCUCCUCGUCCUCGUCCUCGUCCUCGCGACGGCGGAGCGCCGCAUCCGGCGGUCCAGAUCGCCGGCGGCCAACCUCGAUGCGGUGCGCGCGCGUCCGAGAUCGCGAGCCGCGCGCCGAUGAGCGUCUUCGGUAGGCCCGAACCGGACAAGAUAUCGGGCGGUGGCUGUUGAGGUAGACAGUGAAGAAGUAAACGGAUCUUUCUGUUGGUGUAAGAAUAUAUGCUGGAAGUUGACAAGAUGAACCAAGCUAGUCAAGGAAUCAACUCCGAUGCUUCAGCCAGUGCCCCUUUGAAGCGCAAACGUGGUCGUCCACGAAAGUAUCCCAUGCCAGAUGAAAGCCCAAUCUUUGCAGAGCAUGCCCGUGCACUGAGGGAUCAGAACAUAAAUCGUGGACCAAAUAUGCAUGUCCCUCCUGCAUAUAAAUUUGUGAAUGGAAACCAACCCCGGCAAGUAGAUGCAACCAACAGUUCAAACAACAUCUCAAUAGGACAGUUGGUUUCUGGUGUCAUCGAAGCAGCAUUUGAUGGUGGUUAUCUGCUUGCGGUUAGGGUUGGCAACUCUGAUACUACUUUAAGAGGCGUUGUGUUCAAGCCGGGGCGAUAUGUACCUGUUUCUGCAGAAAACGAUGUGGCACCAAAUAUCCAAAUGAUCAAAAGAAAUGAGAUUCCUCUUCAGAGUGAGAAUUAUAUACAGAUGCAGGUCUCUGGCCCUCGCUCAAGAGAGAGGAAUGGAACCACCAGUCUAGUGGCAUCGCCUCCUGGCUCGACUGUCUUGAAAGGUAGACAGGUAGCUCCCGGAACAGCUCAGCCUAUUCGUCCAGUGACAGUGAGAGGCAAUGUGGUGCCUGUGGUACUUCCACCUCUUGGUACUCCUGGAAAUGGUUUGCCUGUUCCCAACCAAGCUUCUGCAGCUUCAAUCCAAGAUCAUAUGGCUUCAAUAGGUAAGCACAUGGCACCUGUUUCUGUCCAAACCUUUUCUCCUUUAAAUGGAUCUGCACCCAACAAGGAAGUGCCAAGAAGUAUGGCACAUGUACAAAGUGAAACUGGUAUUGAUUCUCAAUACCCGGAUGGGGUUUUGCAUGACGUAGAGACCAAGUCAACGGGGACUCCUGGUAUGCCUUUUGAGAAUCUAGUGACAGAGGUCAUCAAGAGAAUUCAUGAACCUUCACAAGUAGAGGCCGAACAAAACGAAAGCAGCAAGUCAGGUGAUAAAUCUGGCAGUACUCCAGAAGACGAAGAUAGCGACGAUGAUCAGCCUCUUUACAUCGAGCCUUUACAAGCUGUGCAACCCAGUAUCAACCCCCACCUUGGCAGCAUGCCUCCGCAUCUUGAUAGCAGCAGAACUGGCAAAAUGACCGAGCUGUUGCAGGCUUUGCAGGAAAAUGCAAUGAAGAGCGAGAUGCCUGGAGAUCGAUCUUUCAAGAACAAUUGAAAUUGAGCUGACAGGAGACGAGAGACACUUGGUAGUAACCAGUGACUUGUCAAAAUAACAGCUUUAGUAAUCGUGUACUUCUAACUUUCAUUAGGUCUAGAUUUAGGUAUUGAAGCUUUUUAGACUUUAUUCACUUAAUUCUGCAAUAUAUCUUGAAAGCGCUGGUCAAAGAUGUAGAGAAAUCAACCUGGUGAAAAUUGGAGACAGCUUUUUCUAGCACACGACUUUCUUGAGCUCGUAAGUCCUAGUAGAAGCUCUCUCCUUUUGUCUGUUGAGUCUCAGAGUUUUUUUGGUUGGCUGUCCAACUAUCUCAAAGCAAAUUUUUAUGUUCAAUAAUUGUUCUUUUU
Eucalyptus grandis is the source of this 1893-nucleotide messenger RNA. RefSeq lists its product as uncharacterized. The transcript is spliced from 3 exons. Bases 335 to 1546 code for a protein of 403 amino acids. NCBI's taxonomy places the organism in Eukaryota, Viridiplantae, Streptophyta, Magnoliopsida, Myrtales, Myrtaceae. The record is from RefSeq and is a predicted model, not a curated record.